Messenger RNA from Rhodamnia argentea, 2896 nucleotides. Its product is annotated as probable WRKY transcription factor 20. The coding region runs from base 1151 to 2818 and encodes 555 amino acids. The transcript is spliced from 6 exons. Gene Ontology annotation, biological process: regulation of DNA-templated transcription. Gene Ontology annotation, molecular function: DNA-binding transcription factor activity; sequence-specific DNA binding. Lineage: Eukaryota; Viridiplantae; Streptophyta; Magnoliopsida; Myrtales; Myrtaceae. The record is from RefSeq and is a predicted model, not a curated record.
UUGGCGAGGAAGUUUAGUGGAAGUGUGAGGAUAGGAAUGGAAAAUGCGACUCUCCGGAGUCACUAAGGAAGGUCGUUUUUCAUAGAAUAUGUACUCCUUUUGGUUACUCGGGUGAGAACCGUUGAUGAAUUUGAAUUGUGAAGGGUCCAUACUUGGUAUUGAGAGCUUAUUGAGAGUACGAACAGCGUGCGGCUCGAUUAGGACUGAUCCCUUUUCCCAAUUUUGAGGGGUGGGGUGGACACGGUGAAAAAGCCAAGCUACGUUUGUUUAGCUCAAUUGUUUUCAGUAUCGACGAAAUGCUCCGGGUUCUGUUACAUUUGAAUAUGGACUGCUCCUUCAGAGUUCGAAAUGAGAGACUUUGUUCAAGCUUGUCAUAAUUCCAGAUGAACUUCCUGUUACAUAGGUCUUGAUUUCUUUAUUGACUUAUAGCUGCCUUCUGCUUGCUUUGGUAGCAAAUCUUUCGGGUUGAACCUUUCAGGCGACAUGAUUUGCAUGCGUAAUUUUAAUCUACAUAUGCUCUUGCUUUAAAAAAAGUUUGAGAUUCUCAUCACCGUUCUUGGUUUGUUUUGUUGUUUCCUUUUUAAUGAGGGAUUAUACAUCUGAUAUGCUCAUGCUUAAUCUCUCCCUAUUAGCGAUUUUAUAUUAUAGAUGCUCAUGAUGGAGCCACUAGAUUCUGAUGCUCACCCUUGUACCAUUUGGUGGUGGCUCUUUAUGCCCUCAUAGAGUGUCCACUGGAACUUAAUCGUGGAAUAUGGCAAUGUGUCAAGCUUUUGAACAUUUCCCUUUCAUGAUGACAGUGUUGUUUCUUCGCAUAAUGAAUCUUCCCAUUUUUUGUCUCCUUUUUUAACGGUGGGUUUUGGUCUUCUAGAAACAUAUCCACUGUCUAUGGGGAGCAAGGAAUAAUGUACCAAUAAGUUUUGAGUUUUUUAAGUUCGUCAGAGAUGCUAAAAUGACGCGCAACCAGAAGGAGGAUGGGUCCAUUCAAUGACGAAUACUUGCUGUAUGCGAGAAUAAACACAUAUUCCUCUAUGUGAUGCAAAGAUCCACUCGGGCAAAACUGAAAUGUGCUUAUAAGACCUUUGUUAAGCAGGAAUAGAACCUCAGUGAGGAAGUACUGAGCUAUUAGUUCGCAAUCAAUGAGCAAAUUGUCAUGCAUGGUAGAUUACACUUUGUCUAUCUUACGAUUAGAUACUCACCUAUACUUUUAAGUGUGCAACGUCAUAGGAGUAUGAACUUCUCGAGCAUUAAGGUAGAGCCUUCGCCAACAACCGGUUCCUUUGCAGAGAGGCGAAUGCUGCACGGUUCCAUCAGCUCAACAACCAGUUUGACUGACAAUCAUCCCUCAUAUCCUGAUAGAUUUAAUAAAAAAGAAUCAGGCUUCUUUGAGUUCCAACCCUCACCAAGACCAAAUCUGGGUACUGCAGAAGUGAAUCACCAAAACAAAGAAUCCAUGCAAGUCCAUAGCCACUCUCAGACUCGAUCAUUGGCAUUGGUGCCUUUUGUCAGAAGUGAACUGGCAGUCUCAUCCAGUGAGUUGAGUCUUUCCACACCUACUAAAUUGGUUCCUUCUGGGGCUAACCCGCCUGAUGAAGUUGAUUCAGAGGAAUCAAACCAGCAAGAUCACCCAGGUACUGGCAUCCAGGCAAAACAAUCUGAACAUAAAGGAAGUGUGCCUUCUGUCAUGGCUGAGAGAUUGUCUGAUGAUGGAUACAACUGGCGGAAAUAUGGACAAAAACAUGUCAAAGGAAGUGUGUUCCCACGUAGUUAUUACAAAUGUACACAUCCUAACUGUGAAGUGAAAAAGCUUUUUGAACGCUCCCCUGAUGGACAUAUUACUGAGAUUAUUUACAAAGGAGUACAUGAUCAUCCCAAACCAGAACCAAAUCGGCGUGUUACUGGGGGUAUUAUGAUGCAUAUACAAGGAGAAAGAUCUGCUAAUGCUUCACCUUUAACUGGUGAGACUUCAUCAAACAUCUAUUAUCAAACUUCCAAUGUCAUUGGGCCAAAGAGUACUGCACAGCUAUCUCUGGCAGCUGGGAAUGAGGAUUGUGUUGAAGGUGCCGCUUCCUUGCAGUAUAGGAUUUGUGAUGAGGUUGAUGAAGAUGAUCCUUUGUCAAAGAGAAGGAGGAUGGAUAUUGGACGGUUAGAUGUCACUCCCCUUAUUAAACCUAUACGAGAACCACGUGUUGUUGUCCAAACUCUUAGUGAGGUGGAUAUACUAGAUGAUGGAUAUCGAUGGCGCAAAUAUGGUCAGAAGGUGGUGAGAGGCAACCCAAAUCCACGGAGUUAUUAUAAGUGCACCAAUGCUGGGUGUCCUGUUAGAAAACAUGUGGAGAGAGCAUCCAAUGAUAAAAAAGCUGUCAUUACAACCUAUGAAGGAAAGCACAACCAUGAUGUGCCGACCGCAAGAGCAAGCAGUCAUGACAUGGCAGCACUCACUGCUCCAGCCGGAACUUCAAGAGUUGGAACAAAAGAAGGGGAAACAAUUAGCCUUGAUCUCGGAGUCGGAAUCAGCUCUGCUGCUGAAGCCGGGUACCCCAAACCGCAGGGUUUGCGACAUACUAUCCAUAAGCAGCUGGUUCAAAACCAAAUCCACUUGAACAAUUCAAAUAUGAAGGUUCUACGAGCAACCCCAGUAUCAUCGUUUUAUUGUGCUGAUAAUUGUGGCGCCACCAAUUAUUGUAGUUCAACAGAAGAUUUGAGAAGAAGCCGAGGUGUGGAUAUUCCACCUCUGAACCAUUCUUAUUCAUACCCACAGACCGUGGCAAGACUACUAACAGGGCCAUAUAAUUGUUUACCCCAAAACCAGUCUAAAUAAGAUUCUGCUCGUUUUGUUAUAUUACCACAUAAUGAAAGAGCUGCUCCUUUUAUUAACUGGUGCAUUUCCUAGUUUGAU